Molecule: messenger RNA, 1869 nt
Organism: Ziziphus jujuba (common jujube)
Lineage: Eukaryota; Viridiplantae; Streptophyta; Magnoliopsida; Rosales; Rhamnaceae
Product: pentatricopeptide repeat-containing protein At5g15300
Exons: 1
Coding region: 148-1785 (545 amino acids)
Biological process (GO): RNA modification
Molecular function (GO): protein binding; RNA binding
Source: RefSeq, a predicted model, not a curated record
GGUUAAAUUACAAUGUUUCGCAGUGUGUACUGGCAAUAAAUAAAUAAAUAGCAAAAUAUAAAAAUAAAAAAAGAAAAAGUAUUUAAGUAAAAUAUAUGACAACGUGGCAAACGGGAAUGAAAAUGAGGAACAAAAGGAGUAGUUGUAAUGAGAAGAAAGAGAAUGAACGACAGGAGCUCCAACCGCCCUCAACGGUCUAGCUUAUGGCAGAAAUGCACGAGUUUCCGAGCUCUCAAACAAGUCCACGCUUUCAUGGUCGUCAAUGGAUUCAAUUCAAACGUCUCUGCUCUAAGAGAAUUCAUUUUUGCCAGUGCUAUGGUCAUUUCGGGAACAAUAGACUAUGCCCACCAAGUGUUCCCUUAUAUUGCUGAACCAGACACCUUUAUGUGGAACACCAUUAUCAGAGGCUCAGCUCAGAGCUUGGACCCUUUGAACGCGGUUUCUUUAUACAAACAAAUGGAACGCCGGAGUGGGAAGCCUGAUAGCUUCACUUUCCCAUUUCUGCUUAAGGCAUGCACUAAGCUUUCUUGGGUCAAGAUGGGUUUGGGGAUUCAUGGGAAGGUUGUGAAGUUCGGGUUUGAAUCUAAUACGUUUGUGAGAAAUACCCUUAUUUAUUUUCAUGCAAAUUGUGGGGAUUUGAGCGUUGCAAGCGCGCUUUUUGAUGGUUCAGCGAGGAGGGAUGUUGUAGCAUGUUCGGCUCUGACAGCAGGAUAUGCAAGGCGAGGGGAGCUAAGUGUUGCCAGGCAGUUAUUCGAUGAAAUGCCUGUUAAGGAUUUGGUUUCUUGGAAUGUGAUGAUAACGGGGUAUGCAAAGCGAGGAGAGAUGGAGAGUGCGAGGAAGCUUUUUGACGAGGUUCCAAAAAGAGACGUGGUGACUUGGAAUGCAAUGAUUGCAGGGUAUGUAUUUCGUGGGUCUAAUGAGCUGGCUUUGGAGAUGUUUGAGGAGAUGAGAGGUGCAGGGGAGAAGCCAGAUGAAGUAACCAUGUUAAGUCUUGUGUCUGCUUGUGCGGAUUUAGGAGAUUUAGAUGUUGGCCAGAGGAUACAUAGCUCUCUUUUGGAGAUGGGUUGUGGAGAUAUGAGCAUCUUAUUAGGGAAUGCCCUUAUAGAUAUGUAUGCGAAGUGUGGAAGUAUUGAAAGAGCAGUUGAAGUUUUCCGGGGAAUGAGACGCAGAGAUGUUUCUACAUGGAAUUCUAUAAUAGGAGGCUUGGCUUUUCAUGGCCAUGCUAAGGAGUCACUCGAUCUGUUUAAGCAGAUGCAGAGGUUGAAAAUCAGGCCAAAUGAAAUCACUUUUGUUGGAGUCUUGGUUGCUUGCAGUCAUGCAGGGAAAGUUGAAGAGGGGCGGAAAUAUUUCAAUCUCAUGAGAAAUGAGUAUAACAUUGAGGCAAACAUAAAACACUAUGGAUGUAUGGUGGACAUUUUAGGUCGUGCUGGGCUUUUGAAUGAAGCAUUCGAGUUCAUAGACAUGAUGGAGAUUGAACCUAACGCCAUUAUUUGGAGAACACUGCUUGGAGCCUGUAGAAUUCAUGGAAAUGUUGAGCUUGCAAGGUGCGCAAAUGCGCAGCUACUUAAACUGAGAAGGGAUGAGAGUGGGGACUAUGUACUUCUAUCUAAUAUUCAUGCUUCACGAGGUGAGUGGGAUGGGGUUGAGAAGGUGAGGAAGUUGAUGGAUGACAGUGGAGUGAAAAAAGAGCCUGGUUGUAGCCUAAUCGAAGCCAAUAACAUAGCUGUCAUGCAAUUUUUAUUUGAUUCAAAUUCGAUGAUAAAUUCAAGAACAAAAGGAUUUUGAGCUGCAAAUUUGUAAAAUAUUUGUUGUAGCAUUUGUUGAUAAACUGUGUUAAGAUAAUACAACUUGCGGUUCGUUCUUGUAGAA